AUGAUGCACCUCACGCCCAGCCCCACAGCGAUCCUGAACUCGCUCUGCAAGGAGUUCCUGUCCGUGAACGUGUCGGCCAUCCUGUACCUCAUGAACAACGAGCAGUACGGCCGCAGCACGGCGUCGGCGCAGUACUUCCUGCAGCUGGCCGGCUACCUGGGCAUCCCCGUCGUCGCGUGGAACGCCGACAACUCCGGCCUCGAGAGGAGGGCGUCGCAGUCGAGCCUGCAGCUGCAGCUGGCGCCCUCCUUGGAGCACCAGACGGCCGCCAUGCUCAGCAUCUUGGAGCGCUACAAGUGGCACCAGUUCUCCGUCGUCACCAGCCAGAUCGCCGGCCACGACGACUUCAUCCAGGCGGUGCGCGAGCGAGUCACCGAGGUGCAGGAUCGCUUCAAGUUCACGAUCCUGAACGCGGUGCUGGUGACGUCGCCGCUGGACCUGCAGGAGCUGGUGAACUCGGAGUCGCGCGUCAUGCUGCUGUACUCGACCAAGGAGGAGGCGGUCAGCAUCCUGACGUCGGCGCGCGACCGCUUCAAGAUCACCGGCGAGAACUACGUGUGGGUGGUGACGCAGAGCGUGAUCGGCGAUCUGCAGCCGCACAGCCAGUUCCCCGUCGGCAUGCUGGGCGUGCACUUCGACACGAGCAGCAACUCGCUGCUGAACGAGAUCACGACGGCCAUCAAGGUGUACGCCUACGGCGUGGAGGACUUCGUGUCGGACCCCAGGAACGCCAACCUCACCUUGAACACGCAGCUGUCGUGCGAGGGCAACGGCGACUCGCGCUGGAAGACCGGGGACCGCUUCUUCAAGUACCUGCGCAACGUCAGCGUGGAAGGGGAGCACGGGAAACCCAACAUCGAGUUCACCGCCGACGGGGUGCUCAAGGCGGCCGAGCUGAAGAUCAUGAACCUGAGGCCCGGGGUCAGCAAGCAGCUCGUGUGGGAGGAGAUAGGCGUGUGGAAGUCCUGGGAGAAGGAGGGCCUGGACAUCAAGGACAUCGUGUGGCCGGGCAACAGCCACACGCCGCCUCAGGGGGUGCCGGAGAAGUUCCACCUCAAGAUCACGUUCCUGGAGGAGCCGCCCUACGUGAACCUGGGCCCGCCCGACCCCGUCACGGGCAAGUGCAGCAUGAACCGGGGAGUCAUCUGCCGCGUGUCCAAGGAGAUGGAGCUCGGAGAGGCGGAGAUCGCGAUGGCGCACCGCAACGGCAGCUACUACCAGUGCUGCUCCGGCUUCUGCGUCGACCUGCUGCAGAAGUUCACGGACGAGCUGGGCUUCACCUACGAGCUGGUCCGGGUCGAAGACGGCCGCUGGGGGACCCUCGAGAGCGGCAAGUGGAACGGGCUGAUCGCGGACCUGGUGAACCGCAAGACGGACAUGGUGAUGACGUCGCUGAUGAUCAACUCGGAGCGCGAGGCGGUGGUGGACUUCUCGGUGCCGUUCAUGGAGACGGGCAUCGCCAUCGUGGUGGCCAAGCGGACUGGCAUCAUCUCGCCCACCGCCUUCCUCGAGCCCUUCGACACGGCGUCGUGGAUGCUGGUCGGCGCGGUGGCCAUCCAGGCCGCCACCUUCACCAUCUUCCUCUUCGAGUGGCUCAGUCCGUCGGGCUUCGACAUGAAGCAGGUGGCACCGGCGGCCAACCACCGCUUCUCGCUGUUCCGCACGUACUGGCUGGUGUGGGCGGUGCUGUUCCAAGCGGCGGUCCACGUCGACUCCCCCAGGGGCUUCACGGCAAGGUUCAUGACCAACGUGUGGGCCAUGUUCGCCGUCGUGUUCCUGGCCAUCUACACGGCCAACCUGGCCGCCUUCAUGAUCACCCGCGAGGAGUUCCACGAGUUCUCCGGCAUCGACGACCACCGGCUGUCGAAGCCGUUCAGCCACAAGCCGAUGUACAAGUUCGGGACCAUCCCGUGGAGCCACACCGACUCCACCAUCAACAAGUACUUCAAGGACAUGCACUCGUACAUGAGGGCCUUCAACCGCACCACGGUCACCGAGGGCAUCGAGGCGGUGCUCAGCGGGGAGCUGGACGCCUUCAUCUACGACGGCACGGUGCUGGACUACCUGGUGGCGCAGGACGAGGACUGCCGCCUGCUGACGGUGGGCUCGUGGUACGCCAUGACGGGCUACGGCUUCGCCUUCACGCGCAACUCCAAGCACGUGGCGGGCUUCAACAAGAGGAUGCUGGAGCUGCGCGAGAACGGCGACCUGGAGCGCCUGCGCCGCUACUGGAUGACGGGCAGCUGCAAGCCGGGCAAGCAGGAGCACAAGUCCAGCGACCCGCUGGCCCUCGAGCAGUUCCUGUCCGCCUUCCUGCUGCUCAUGUCGGGCAUCCUGCUGGCCGCGCUGCUCCUGCUGCUCGAGCACGUGUACUUCAAGUACGUGCGCAAGCACCUCGCCAAGACGGACCGCGGCGGCUGCUGCGCGCUCAUCAGCCUGAGCAUGGGCAAGUCGCUGACGUUCCGCGGGGCGGUGUUCGAGGCGCAGGACAUCCUGCGCAACCACCGCUGCAACGACCCCAUCUGCGACACGCACCUCUGGAAGGUCAAGCACGAGCUGGACAUGGCGCGCAUGAAGAUCCGGCAGCUGCAGAAGGAGCUCGAGUUCCACGGCAUCCGGCCGGCCGGCAGGAAGAAGAGUCAGGCCCCUUCCUGUUGGGCAACCUGCUUGGCUCGGGACGAGCCCAUAGGACGGGGAGCACCGCCCCCUCCCAAGUUGCUGGACGCCGGCGAGGUGAUGAAGACCAGGGACAUGACGAGGAACCACGUCACGUCCACGGAGUUCUCCAGCAGGCUGCAGGCCGGCGCGCAGAUGUUCAGGCCGUGCAGGACCGAGGAGACGAGAACGGAGAUCGCGGAGAUGGAGACAGUUCUGUGAUGGUAGCCGGGGCGUCCUUGCAGCUCCAUCUGGUCACGUGACCGGCGAAGCAACCAAUCCCAGUGAAGGAAGGGCCGGAAGCUCCCACCUGGCCAGUCCCGCCCAGCUUCCGGUCGACGCGGCCGGUCGAGUUCACAAACAAACAAAAAACUGUUGUAACUGUUCCGCUGUCAGGAGUUCACGCGUCGUCUUUUGUUUUCAGUGGCGUGUGUUUCAUGUGCGUGUGCGUGUUUGUGUGUGUGUGUGCCGGAGAGAACAUUUCUACGCUUAACUGCCACGGACAAUAUCGAGUGCUGGCUACAAAAACGCACAGACUACAGUCCUCAAGCAAUGAAGUUAACGAAACAGCGGCAAUAUUUUGAGAAGUGUUCGUUUUAAUGUGCGCGUCUUUGAAUGAAGGGCUUUCGCGAGUGAUACCUUGUUGGAAAUUAGAUUUUGUCAAACAAAAAAAAAACUACAAAACAAAACAAAAAGUGCUCAACUAAUCUAAAUGGUGCUACUGACGUGAAACAUGAAAAAAAUUAUGACACUAAGACACUUGCACUUUAGAGGCACGGAUGAUUGGAAUGCUGGCUGUUCUCAAAUUCGUGUGUCAAGGUAUCAAGAUAAUAAUAUAUCGCUGUUGUUAAAGAGUAAUAAAAUUGUUGAUGUUUUUUACUGUUAAUGUUUUGACUCAUAGACUAGAAAUAUUCAUGGACGCCAGCUAUCAUUAAGUACCUCAGGCAGUAGGGUAUAGUGUUGUUCAAAUAGUAAAAGUGAUAAAAGCAAAAAAAAAAAGAAAA
Messenger RNA from Bacillus rossius redtenbacheri, 3659 nucleotides. RefSeq names its product glutamate receptor ionotropic, NMDA 2B (gene Nmdar2). Lineage: Eukaryota; Metazoa; Arthropoda; Insecta; Phasmatodea; Bacillidae. Gene Ontology annotation, molecular function: NMDA glutamate receptor activity. Gene Ontology annotation, biological process: monoatomic ion transport. The transcript is spliced from 19 exons. Gene Ontology annotation, cellular component: plasma membrane. Bases 1 to 2877 code for a protein of 958 amino acids. The record is from RefSeq and is a predicted model, not a curated record.